UGAAGAACAUCCAAAGCCAUUAAAUAUAAAGGGAAACAACAUGACACAGUAAAUCACAUUACAACACAAGACCUGCACUCUUUUGUCCACCCACUACUCCUCCCAAUGCUCCUUCUCCUCCUCACCACUUGUCUCCAAUCAUCAACCAUUAUUAUACACUCUCUGUUGUAGCUACUCUUUUUUUCAUUUUCAUAGUGAUGAUGAUGGUGUUCAAGCUUAAGCUGGUGAUGAAGUCCAUUGAACAACAAACAAUACCGUUAGUGGUGUCUCCACCGGCUCCGGUAGCUCCGGAGACUAGUCACAGGUCAGUGGAGACACUGGUGGUGGUAUUGGCAGUAAUUACUAUUGUUGCAGUGCUGGCAGGAGUGCUUGCUCGGGUGUGUGGAGGAAGGCAUUUGGGAGAGAGUGAUGUUGAAGGGUGGGUGGAGAGUGUUUGCCGGAGCUGCAUUGAUGCUGGUGUUCCUCCGCCACCGGAGCAGACUGAGACUACAAAGGUGGUGGUGGAGGAGAAGAAGUGAUGUUGCUCUCUUGAGUUUUUUGUUUUUUAUUUUUAUUUUUUAUUUUCUCUUUUAAGUGAUCUUUCUAUGUACAUGCAUCAUCAUGUUUCUUAUUUUUAUUUGUUUUUUAUUUUAUUUUCAAUGGAUCAAUUUAAUUCAUCCAUUAUUAGAUAUG
Messenger RNA from Dioscorea cayenensis subsp. rotundata (Guinea yam), 672 nucleotides. RefSeq lists its product as uncharacterized. The transcript has a single exon. The record is from RefSeq and is a predicted model, not a curated record. The coding region runs from base 198 to 518 and encodes 106 amino acids. Lineage: Eukaryota; Viridiplantae; Streptophyta; Magnoliopsida; Dioscoreales; Dioscoreaceae.